Messenger RNA from Ipomoea nil (Japanese morning glory), 1001 nucleotides. Its product is annotated as putative per-hexamer repeat protein 5. The coding region runs from base 115 to 882 and encodes 255 amino acids. The transcript is spliced from 4 exons. Lineage: Eukaryota; Viridiplantae; Streptophyta; Magnoliopsida; Solanales; Convolvulaceae. The record is from RefSeq and is a predicted model, not a curated record. Gene Ontology annotation, biological process: cell fate determination.
UCGCCUCCCUCACCUUCUCGCAUUCAACUCACCAUCCAAUCUGCAUCUCAUCUGCUUCAUAUUGCUUCUUCCAAAACUGAAAUAGUUCGGAGAAGUCAGGUUAGCUUGUUCACAAUGAAUGGCAUGAAGAAGACUACCUACCUAGUUUUGGUUUUUGCCCUCUUUGUUAUUGAGGAGGGCAUUUGUCUGCAUGCAUGGGGAGGGGUUAAUGAAGAUGUUGAAGGAGGUGAAGAACAAGUCACCACUCCCAAAGAAAAUUACCAUAUUUCCACCCUCUCUCGGAAGUUGCUAGCCUUUCCUGGUUAUAAUAACAAUACAGGAUCCGAUUUGGUACCAGGCACGGACCCAGGUUUCGGUUUUGGAUCGGGCUCGAACAUGGGUUCGGGUUCAAGUAUGGGCUCAAACACGGAUUUGGUCCCGGAUGCAAACCCAGAUCCGAGAUUCAAUUUUGGGUCGGGCCCGAACAUGGGUUCAGGUUCGAGUACAGAUUUGGUUCUGGACGCAAACCCGAUAUCAGGUACGGGUACGGGGUCGAGUUUUACAAUCGGGCCAGGGGGACCAGGGUGCUCAACGUUGGACAUAUUAGUUGACCAAUUCGCAUCGGGCACGCUGUGGAAUGGGAUUCCCACCUACACAGUUAUCAUCACCAAUACCUGCUUCGCCGGCAGCAACGGCACCGGGAGCUGCACCUUUUCCGACAUCCACCUCAGCUGCGGUUGGUUCAGCUCUUACAUCCUCGUCAACCCCGAUGUGUUUCACAGGAUAGCGUACAACGAUUGCCUCCUCAAGAACGGCGGCAAUCUCAACCCCAAAGAAGCCGUCUCCUUCGUGUAUGCUGACAGCUUUCCAUACCCGCUCUCUGUCACAUCUGCUACCUGUUAAAUUAUAUAUUCAACCACGGAUAUGAUGUAGUAGUGAAUGCAUUACGCAUAUAUCUAAUGUAUUCAUUACUUCUUAUGUCCUAAAGUGAUAAUAUGACGAUACUCCCUUUAUUAUCUUUA